GGUUCAAUGUUUCCAUUGCCACGUGUUUUGUAUGCUAUGGCUACAGAUGGAUUGUUAUUCCGUUUCUUGGGUAAAGUAAAUGCACGUUUUCAAACUCCAUUGAUAGGCACUAUUGUAUCAGGUGUCACUGGAUGCAUAAUGGCUGGAUUAUUUAGCCUACAGGAUUUAGUCGACAUGAUGUCAAUCGGUACACUGCUUGCGUAUACUCUGGUUUCUGUAUCUGUACUGCUUUUAAGAGGUCAAAGAAAAUCAGUUGGAUAUCAUGAUACUACUAGCGAUAACAGUAAAACCUAUCCGACAGAAAUUGAAUGUCAAUCAAAUGAAAAGUUGGGAUUGUCCCGAGAAAAACCACAACUACCCAAAUUUGUAAAUGAUGUAGAUAAAGUAGACACUCCGUGUAAUGAUGGUGAGAAGCCAACAAAAGAUAAUGGUCACCUACCCGAUUGUAAUGAGGCAUUCGUUUGUGUGAUAACAAAUUCAAGUCCAAGUUGUUCAUCAUACACUUUAGAACAGACAAAUGAUUCUGAGAAAUCAAAUCUUACAUUUAAAGAAUAUUUGCAUAAAUGUUUCAAACCAGAUCCUAAUCUGAUCAAGCCAACUGCAACAACUGAAAUGAUAUAUAAUAUUAACAGUUAUUUAUUAUUUUGUACUAUUUUUCUUGGUAACUUUGGUAUACUACUUUUGGAUAAACUACCCGAUGGAGAGUAUAAAGGACAACUUACAAUUCCAAUAUGGAUAUUUGUCGCAUUCAUGAUAAUUGUCAGUAUUAUUAUAUGCGUCAUUUUGGCUAAACAACCUGAGAAUCAAACUCCUGUCUCGUUUAAGGUCCCUGGAGUUCCAUGGAUUCCAGCGCUGAGUAUUUUUAUCAAUGUAUACCUUAUGGUUAAAUUAUCCGGUGCUACAUGGAUUAGAUUUCUAGUUUGGAUGGCAAUAGGUAAGGAUACAUGCUUAUAUUUGUUUUAUUGA
Trichobilharzia szidati is the source of this 966-nucleotide messenger RNA. Lineage: Eukaryota; Metazoa; Platyhelminthes; Trematoda; Strigeidida; Schistosomatidae. The record is from the annotation of a GenBank genome assembly.